AUGGCUGCCUCUGAUACGGAAGCGAUCCUAGAGGAACUUCUCGGUGUUGAACUUGAGCUUCAAGAUGUCCAAGAUCAAUUAAAUGUAUUAUUGGGACGACAAGAUAAGUUAUAUGAAAGACAAUCUGAACUGAAAUCCUUGUUGGAAAGUUCCAAAUCAUCAGGAAGCCCUGGUAGUGAUGGCACACCUGCUUCCUCAGAGAACUGGUCAGGGAACUUUGAGUGGGAUUCUCAAGCUGAUGAUAUUCGGUUCAAUGUUUUCGGAAUACCUACAUAUCGAGCAAAUCAGCGAGAGAUAAUAAAUGCAGUCAUGAGUGGAAGAGAUGUCCUGGUAAUUAUGGCUGCUGGAGGAGGAAAGAGUCUUUGUUAUCAGCUGCCUGCUGUUCUUAGAAAUGGGGUUUCUCUGGUCGUCAGUCCUUUGCUUUCUCUUAUACAAGAUCAGGUAAUGGGCUUGGCCGCUUUGGGCAUACCAGCAUUUAUGUUAACAUCAACUACUAACAAGGAAGAUGAGAAGUUCAUAUACAAGGCUCUUGAAAAGGGUGAUGGAGAACUCAAAAUUCUUUAUGUUACUCCAGAGAAGAUAUCAAAGAGCAAAAGAUUCAUGUCAAAACUUGAAAAAUGUCAUCGUGCUGGCCGUCUCUCUCUAAUUUCUGUUGAUGAAGCACACUGCUGUAGUCAAUGGGGCCAUGAUUUUCGUCCAGAUUACAAAAACCUUGGUAUCUUGAAGACUCAAUUCCCUGAUGUCCCCAUGAUUGCUCUCACGGCAACAGCAACCAAGAAAGUUCAGGCAGAUUUGAUGGAGAUGCUGCAUAUAACAAAAUGUGUCAAGUUUGUCAGCACAGUGAACAGGCCUAAUCUCUUUUACUUGGUAAGAGAAAAAUCAUCUGUUGGGAAGGUAGUUAUAGAUGAAAUUGCUGAAUAUGUGCGACUAUCUUACCCAAAUAAUGAAUCUGGAAUAGUUUAUUGCUUCUCCAGAAGGGAAUGCGAGCAGGUUGCUAAAGAAUUGCGCGAACAAGGAAUUUCUGCUGAUUUUUAUCAUGCAGAUAUGGAUGCAGAUGCCCGGCAGAAAGUUCAUUCCCGGUGGAGCAAGGGAAAGUUACAGGUCAUUGUAGGAACAGUGGCUUUUGGCAUGGGAAUCAACAAACCAGAUGUCAGGUUUGUCAUCCAUCACAGUUUGGGCAAAUCCAUGGAGACAUAUUAUCAGGAAAGUGGACGAGCUGGGAGAGAUGGACUGCCAUCUGAGUGUGUGCUGUACUUCAGACCUGGUGAUGUUCCAAGGCAGAGCUCAAUGGUCUUCUACGAGAAUGCUGGAUUACAAAACCUCUAUGAUAUAGUACGCUACUGUCAGUCCAAGCGUGAAUGUCGUCGAAGUGCAUUUUUCCGACAUUUUGCCGAGCCACUUCAAGAUUGUAAUGGAAUGUGCGACAACUGUGCCUUCUCCACUGAGGUCCAUGAAUUGGAUGUUUCUGCUCAUUCAAAAAUCAUAAUAUCCUUAUUGCAAGAGUUUCAAGAAAAUGAUCAAAGAGUUACAAUGUUGCAACUAGUGGACAAGUUGAAGGCUAAGCUAAAGGGAGUCGAUCCUGAAAUAAAGAGAGAUGAAAUAGAGCAACUUGUUAUUCAGCUGAUUGUGGACCGUGUAUUGAAAGAGGAAUUCCAGCAUACUGCUUACACCACAAAUGCGUACGUGACGGUUGGACUGCUAUCAAAGUAUGUGUUGCAUGGUAAGAAAGUUAUUAAGCUUGAGGUUUCCAGUGAACAAAAAGGUAGCUCAAGCAUUAUGAAACAUAAAGUACGUACCCAAUUAUGCGGGUUGGAGUUAAAGCUUGAUGAGCUGCGGAAAGAUCUUGCCUCUAGUGAUGGGGGGAUAUUUCCUCACUCCAUUUUGUCCACCCAACAGAUUACCACCCUGAGUGAUCAAAGACCUAAAUCACUCCAACAGUUGGAGAAGGUCAUUGGGAAGCUGAAGACUGAUAAAUAUGGCCUCAGAAUUCUCAAGGAAAUCGAAGCUUACGAGGUGGACAACCCGACUGACAAUGCAGCAGAUGACAGCAAAAAUGAAAGAGCUUCGAAAAGAUUGAAAACGAGGAAAAACUGUGUCAUCAUAGAGAGUAGCGAAGAAGAAGCAUGA
Molecule: messenger RNA, 2127 nt
Organism: Oldenlandia corymbosa var. corymbosa
Lineage: Eukaryota; Viridiplantae; Streptophyta; Magnoliopsida; Gentianales; Rubiaceae
Source: the annotation of a GenBank genome assembly